UUUAUUUUGCAGCUCUGAUUCGGAGCAAGACACUCCGGCUUACAAGUGUGCAGAGCUUUAUUCAUAUUGUUUACUCAAUAUGGAAGUUUUUAAAAAUCUGAUGAUCUUACAAGUACUGAAGCAGCAGUGAAUGAGGAUGAUGGUGAACACUAAGGUUUCCGUGAAUCAGCAGUGCCCCAGAAAGUGCUUCCCUUCUUGAAACUCCAGGGAAGUAUUGGAACGAAAAGAACUUGAAGAGGGAGCCUAGCCAAACAGAGAUUUUUGAACUUUGGUAGGCUAGCUGAAGCAGAGUUUUAGCACAAACACAAAUCAAAGUCUGUGUGUUCUUAAAAGCAGCAUUUCCAUAACUAAGAAAUAUCAAGAUUUAAAUCAUAAAUACUUUGGAACACUCAGAAGAACAACAUGGGAGAAACUGAGAAAAUUGAAACCCAAAGAAUAAGAUGUUUUUCCAAGUUGAAGAUGUUUCUGCUGGCAAUAACAUGUGCAUUUAUAUCCAAAACACUAUCUGGAUCUUAUAUGAAUUCCAUGCUCACACAAAUAGAGAGACAAUUCAACAUCCCGACAUCACUAGUUGGAUUUAUUAAUGGGAGUUUUGAGAUUGGAAAUCUUUUUUUAAUUAUAUUUGUGAGUUAUUUUGGAACGAAAUUUCACAGACCUAGAAUGAUUGGCAUCGGAUGUGCUGUUAUGGGCCUUGGGUGUUUCUUACAGUCUCUACCUCAUUUCCUCAUGGACCGAUAUGAAUAUGAAUCUACAGUUUUAGGCAAUUUGUCCUCAAACAGUUUCUUGUGUAAUGAAAAUGGAACCCAGAUUUUCAGACCAACAGAAGAUCCGUCAGAGUGUGUGAAGGAAGUUAAAUCAUUAAUGUGGGUAUAUGUACUAGUAGGAAAUAUGAUACGUGGAAUUGGUGAAACUCCCAUCAUGCCUUUGGGUAUUUCCUACAUAGAAGAUUUUGCAAAAUCUGAAAACUCUCCUCUAUAUAUUGGGUUUGUAGAAACAGGAGCUAUCAUUGGUCCUUUGUUUGGACUUUUGUUAGCAUCAUUCUGUGCAAAUGUUUAUGUUGACAUCGGAUCUGUAAACACAGAUGAGCUGACUAUCACUCCAAUUGAUACUCGUUGGGUUGGUGCAUGGUGGUUUGGCAUUUUGAUUUGUGCAGGAGUGAAUGUGCUCACUGCCAUUCCUUUUUUCUUUUUGCCCAAAACGCUUGCAAAGGAAGGAUCAAAGGAUAAUGCUGACAUCGUCAAAAAUGACAAAGAAGAGAAACAAAAAGAAGUCAAGAAGGAAAAUGAUGGAAUUACUAAAGAUUUUUUACCGUUCAUGAAGAGUCUUUUUUGCAACCCAGUUUACAUGCUUUUUAUGCUAAUCAGUGUGGUACAGUUCAAUGCAUUUAUUAAUAUGAUGUUCUUCAUGCCUAAAUAUGUGGAACAGCAAUAUGGAAAGUCAACUUCAGAAGCAAUCUUUCUAAUUGGUAUUUACAACUUACCUCCAAUAUGCAUUGGAUAUAUUUUCGGCGGAUUAAUGAUGAAAAAGUUCAAAAUUACUGUCAAACAAGCUGCCCACAUAGCAUGUUGUUUAUCUUUCAUUGACUUUCUUCUCUACUUUUCGUGUUUUUUCAUGGUCUGUGAUAAUUCUUCAGUUGCUGGCAUAACCACCGAUUAUAAAGGAAUGCAGCAAGAUUUACACAUUGGAAAUGCCAUCCUUGAUGAUUGCAACAUGGAUUGCAACUGUCCAACUAAAACAUGGGACCCUGUGUGUGGAAGCAAUGGUUUGUCAUAUAUGUCAGCUUGUCUUGCUGGUUGUGAGACAUUUGUUGGAACAGGACUGAACAUGGUGUUCCAUAACUGUAGCUGCAUUCAGACCGUAGGAAAUUCAUCGGCAGUUCUUGGGCUGUGCGACAAAGGACAUGACUGCUCCAUGAUGCUCCAGUACUUCUUAAUCCUGUCUUCAGUCAGCUCUUUCAUUUACUCUUUAUCUGCCAUCCCUGGAUACAUGGUUCUCCUGAGGUGUAUUAAGCCUGAAGAGAAGUCUCUUGGUGUGGGAUUACAUGCAUUUUCCACAAGAAUAUUUGCUGGAAUCCCUGCACCUAUAUAUUUUGGAGCUUUAAUGGACUCCACAUGUUUACAUUGGGCAACUUUUAAAUGUGGUGAGUCAGGAGCAUGCAGGAUAUAUGAGUCCACUAACUUCAGACACCUCUACCUUGGAUUGCCAGCAGCACUAAGAGGAUUAAGCUAUAUUCCAGCCAUUUUUAUCCUAAUUAUUUUGAGGAAGUAUCGUCUACCUGGUGAAAAUACCACUUCAGGAACUGUGCCUGCAGAGGCAAAGGUUACCGGGAAUGAGGGCCAAGAAAUGGACCAAACUUGCAAAAUUUUGAAUAAUAAUGUAUUGAACACUAAAAUGUAAUAUCCUAUUAUUCAUGUUUCCCAGAGUUGGAGAACACACUAUAACUUAAUUGUUUUUAAAAAUCAAUAGAGGUACUGUAGGUAACCUUUUCUUGUCUAAGAACCUAAAAAAAGUUUUUUUACUUAAGGUAAAAAGAAAAAAGUUCACUGAUGGUAUUUCUGAGCCAUCAACAGCACUUGAGGUUUUUCUUAGAUGGACAUUUAUAGCAACCUUGAGAACUGGAGAUUAGAGCCAGCUUAAUUAUUUAAAAAUAUUUUGUUAAUCUUCGCCCAAGAAUCUAUUUCUAUUAAUUUCUUUAGAUAAGAAGGGAGAGAGAUAGAGAUAGAUAGAUAGAUAGAUAGAUAGAUAGAUAGAUAGAUAGAUAAACAGGCCGAUAGAUAGAAACAUCAAAGUAAGAAACAUUGAUCAAUUGCCUCCCUUGGAUUAAACCCACAACCUAGGUGUGUGCCCUGACUGGGAAUCAAACCCACAACCUUUUGGUGUAGUGGAUGAUGCUCCUACCAACUGAGCCACCCAGCCAGGCCUACAGCCAACUUUACAUUUAUGUUAAAACAGCAAUUUCUCUUUUAACUUAUGUACAAUAAGAAUAUAUUUCCUUCAUUGUCUUUUCCUAAUAACUCUAAAAAUUCCCUGUUAUGAAAAUCUACUUAAUUCCAUUGAGUAUUUGCUUUGCUAUUGGGAUUAGAGACUGGAAUUCUCAUCCUGCUAUGUGAAUAUUUAAGUAUUUUAUUCAAAUUUAUUGCUUCCAACUAAAAGAAGCAAUAAAUUUGUUGUCUUCUUUUAUUUAUAAAUUAUUCUUUAACUCCUCCUAUUUACUCCAGACAUGACUUUGAAAAUAGUUUACUCAUCAAUGUGCCAUCACAUGCUUUCAACCCAUUCCCUGCUUUAUUAUUCAUGCCAUAUAUUUGCUCAUUUUGUUCAGCAAACUGACAAACUGAAUCAGGUUAUUAAAAAUCAUGUAGUAAA
This is a messenger RNA of Myotis daubentonii (Daubenton's bat), 3363 nucleotides long. It is a transcript of the gene SLCO1A2, whose product is annotated as solute carrier organic anion transporter family member 1A2. The coding region runs from base 403 to 2397 and encodes 664 amino acids. Gene Ontology annotation, cellular component: basolateral plasma membrane. The transcript has 16 exons. The record is from RefSeq and is a predicted model, not a curated record. Gene Ontology annotation, molecular function: bile acid transmembrane transporter activity; protein binding. NCBI's taxonomy places the organism in Eukaryota, Metazoa, Chordata, Mammalia, Chiroptera, Vespertilionidae. Gene Ontology annotation, biological process: sodium-independent organic anion transport; transmembrane transport; bile acid and bile salt transport.